This is a messenger RNA of Lipotes vexillifer (Yangtze River dolphin), 3793 nucleotides long. RefSeq names its product FLII actin remodeling protein (gene FLII). The transcript has 30 exons. Bases 2 to 3793 code for a protein of 1263 amino acids. Gene Ontology annotation, cellular component: cytoplasm; actin cytoskeleton; nucleus. Lineage: Eukaryota; Metazoa; Chordata; Mammalia; Artiodactyla; Lipotidae. Gene Ontology annotation, molecular function: phosphatidylinositol-4,5-bisphosphate binding; actin filament binding. Gene Ontology annotation, biological process: myofibril assembly; actin filament severing; actin polymerization or depolymerization. The record is from RefSeq and is a predicted model, not a curated record.
CAUGGAGGCCACCGGGGUGUUGCCGUUCGUGCGCGGCAUAGAUCUCAGCGGCAACGACUUCAAGGGGGGGUACUUCCCUGAGAGCGUCAAGGCCAUGAGCAGUCUGCGAUGGCUGAAGCUAAACCGCACCGGCCUCUGCUACCUGCCAGAGGAGUUGGCCGCCCUGCAGAAGCUGGAGCACCUGUCGGUGAGUCACAACAACCUGACCACGCUCCACGGGGAGCUGUCCAGCCUGCCGUCGCUGCGGGCCAUCGUGGCUCGAGCCAACAGCCUGAAGAAUUCCGGAGUCCCCGAUGACAUCUUCAAGCUGGAUGACCUCUCGGUUCUGGACUUGAGCUACAACCAGCUGACGGAGUGCCCUCGCGAGCUGGAGAACGCCAAGAACAUGCUGGUGCUGAAUCUCAGCCACAACAGCAUCGACGCCGUCCCCAGCCAGCUCUUCAUCAGCCUCACCGACCUGCUGUUCCUGGACCUCAGCGAGAACCGCCUGGAGAGCCUGCCCCCCCAGAUGCGCCGCCUUGUGCACCUGCAGACGCUCGUGCUCAACGGGAACCCGCUGCUGCACGCCCAGCUCCGGCAGCUCCCGGCCAUGACGGCCCUGCAGACCUUGCACCUGAGGAACACACAGCGCACCCAGGGCAACCUGCCCACCAGCCUGGAGGGCCUGAGCCACCUCGCAGAUGUGGACCUGUCCUGCAACGACCUGACGCGGGUGCCCGAGUGCCUGUACACCCUCCCCAGCCUGCGGCGCCUGAAUCUCAGCAGCAACCAGAUCGCGGAGCUGUCCUUCUGCAUCGACCAGUGGGUGCACGUGGAGACCUUGAACUUGUCCCGCAACCAGCUGACCUCACUGCCCUCGGCCAUCUGCAAGCUGACCAAGCUCAAGAGGCUGUACCUGAACUCCAACAAGCUGGACUUCGACGGGCUGCCCUCGGGCAUCGGCAAGCUGUCCAGCCUGGAAGAGUUCACGGCUGCCAACAACAGCCUGGAGCUGAUCCCUGAGAGCCUCUGCAGGUGCACAAAGCUGAGGAAGCUGGUCCUGAACAAGAAUCGCCUGGUGACCCUCCCGGAGGCCAUUCACUUCCUGACAGAAAUCGAGGUCCUGGACGUGCGGGACAACCCCAGCCUGGUCAUGCCCCCCAAGCCCGCUGACCACACCGCCGAGUGGUACAACAUUGACUUCUCGCUGCAGAACCAGCUGCGGCUGGCGGGAGCCUCCCCUGCCACGGUGGCCGCGGCGGCGGCUGCAGGGAGUGGGCCCAAGGACCCCCUGGCUCGCAAGAUGCGGCUGCGGAGGCGCAAGGACUCGGCCCAGGAUGACCAGGCCAAGCAGGUGCUGAAGGGCAUGUCAGACGUGGCCCAGGAGAAGAACAAGAAGCAGGAGGAGAGCGUGGACUCCGGAGCACCUGGGGGCAAGGUGCGGCGCUGGGACCAGGGCCUGGAGAAGCCGCGCCUCGACUACUCCGAGUUCUUCACGGAGGACGUGGGCCAGCUGCCUGGCCUGACUAUCUGGCAGAUGGAGAACUUCGUGCCCGUGCUGGUGGGGGAAGCCCUCCACGGCAGGUUCUACGAGGCCGACUGCUACAUUGUGCUCAAGACCUUUCUGGAUGACAGCGGGUCUCUGAACUGGGAGAUCUACUACUGGAUCGGUGGGGAGGCCACACUUGACAAGAAGGCGUGCUCUGCCAUCCACGCUGUCAACCUGCGCAACUACCUGGGCGCCGAGUGCCGCACCGUGCGCGAGGAGAUGGGUGACGAGAGCGACGAGUUCCUGCAGGUAUUUGACAACGACAUCUCCUACAUCGAGGGUGGAACAGCCAGUGGCUUCUACACUGUGGAGGACACGCACUACGUAACCAGGAUGUACCGUGUGUAUGGAAAAAAGAACCUCAAGCUGGAGCCCGUGCCUCUUACGGGGGCCUCCCUGGACCCAAGGUUUGUUUUCCUGCUGGACCAAGGGCUGGACAUCUACGUGUGGCGGGGGGCCCAGGCCACGCUGAGCAGCACCACCAAGGCCAGGCUCUUUGCAGAGAAAAUUAACAAGAACGAACGAAAAGGGAAGGCGGAGAUCUCGCUGCUGGUACAAGGCCAGGAGCCCCCCGAGUUCUGGGAGGUGCUGGGCGGGGAGCCCCCCGAGAUCAAGAAGCACGUGCCCGACGACUUCUGGCCACCCCAGCCCAAGCUGUAUAAGGUGGGCCUGGGCCUGGGCUACCUGGAGCUGCCGCAGAUCAACUACAAGCUUUCUGUGGAACAUAAGAUACGGCCCAGGGUGGAACUGAUGCCUGGGAUGCGGCUGCUGCAGAGCCUGCUGGACACGCGCUGCGUGUACAUCCUGGACUGUUGGUCCGACGUGUUCAUCUGGCUCGGCCGCAAGUCCCCGCGCCUGGUGCGUGCUGCCGCCCUCAAGCUUGGCCAGGAGCUGUGCGGGAUGCUGCACCGGCCGCGCCACGCCGCGGUCAGCCGCAGCCUGGAGGGCACAGAGGCGCAGGUGUUCAAGGCCAAGUUCAAGAACUGGGACGAUGUGUUGACCGUGGACUACACGCGCAACGCAGAGGCUGUGCUGCAGGGCCCGGGGCUCGCGGGGAAGGUGAAGCGUGACGCCGAGAAGAAAGAUCAGAUGAAGGCCGACCUCACCUCGCUUUUCCUGCCGCGGCAGCCGCGCAUGCCUCUGGCGGAGGCGGAGCAGCUGAUGGAGGAGUGGAACGAGGACCUGGACGGCAUGGAGGGCUUCGUGCUCGAGGGCAAGAAGUUCACACGGCUGCCCGAGGAGGAGUUUGGCCACUUCCACACGCAGGACUGCUACGUCUUUCUCUGCAGGUACUGGGUCCCCGUGGAGUACGAGGAAGAGAAGAAAGCGGAGGCUGGGGACGAGGGCGAGGUGGUGGCGGCCGAGGCCGAGGAGCAGCAGCCCGAGGAGGACUUGCAGUGCACGGUGUACUUCUGGCAGGGCCGCGAGGCGUCCAGCAUGGGCUGGCUGACCUUCACCUUCAGCCUGCAGAGGAAGUUUGAGAGCCUCUUCCCCGGCAGACUGCAGGUGGUGCGCAUGACACAGCAGCAGGAGAACCCCAAGUUCCUGUCCCAUUUCAAGAGAAAGUUCAUCAUCCACCGGGGCAAGAGGAAGGCGGCCCAGGGGGCCCUGCAGCCAAGCCUGUACCAGAUCCGCACCAACGGCAGCGCCCUCUGCACCCGGUGCAUCCAGAUCAGCACCGACUCCGGCCUCCUCAACUCCGAGUUCUGCUUCAUCCUCAAGGUUCCCUUUGAGAGCGAGGACAACCAGGGCAUCGUGUACGCGUGGGUGGGCCGGGCGUCGGACCCCGACGAGGCCAAGCUGGCUGAGGACAUCCUGAAUAGCAUGUUUGAGGCCUCCUACAGCAAGCAGGUCAUCAGUGAGGGCGGGGAGCCCGAGAACUUUUUCUGGGUGGGCAUCGGGGCACAGAAGCCCUACGACGACGACGCCGAGUACAUGAAGCACACGCGGCUCUUCCGGUGCUCCAACGAGAAGGGCUACUUCGCAGUGACCGAGAAGUGCUCUGACUUUUGCCAAGACGACUUGGCAGACGAUGACAUCAUGCUCUUGGACAAUGGCCAAGAGGUCUACAUGUGGGUGGGGACGCAGACAAGCCAGGUGGAGAUCAAGCUGAGUCUGAAGGCCUGCCAGGUGUACAUCCAGCACCUGCGCUCCAAGGAGCACGAGCGUCCCCGCCGCCUGCGCCUGGUGCGCAAGGGCAAUGAGCAGCAUGCCUUCACCCGCUGCUUCCACGCCUGGAGCACCUUCCGCCCAGCCCUGGCCUAG